GCACACGGCGUAGAUAACGUGUCCGUCGCGCGGAGAAUCCAGAUCAUUAAAAAGGAAGCCCGAGAGAGAGAGAGAGAGAUCUAGAGGAGGAAGAAGAAGAACAAAAAUGGCAUUGCAAUGGCUGAUUCUGUCGUAUGUGGUUGCUGCCGAGGUCGCGAUCGCAGUCAUUUUGACUCUACCUUACCCUAUGCUCGUGAAGAAACGCGUCGUGUCACUUGUCUCGCUCAUACUCCAGCCUGCCGCCUCCAUCGUCGCCUUCGCUGGAUUUCAACUCCUCGAUCUUUACUGGAAGAAUGAGCAUAGACUAAUGUGCUCAUCUGAGGUUUGCACUGCCACCGAGCGUGAUCGCUACGAGAAAUCCAUCUACAAAGCUCAGCGGAACGUGGUUCUUUGUGCGGCUGGGAUCCUUCUCUACUGGUGCAUUUUCCGCAUCUGCAAGUACAACAAAGACCUUGAGCAUUUGGAGGAGCUAGAGAAGAGAUGCAAGGCAGAGUAGUAGUAGUUUUCCCAAGUCUGCUUCUUCCUGUUAUUAAUAUAACAUUAUAACCUCGUCUUGUGACUAGUUCAAAAUUUCAAACAAGAUAAUGAUUAAUCUCGAGAACGUCAUUGCACAAGACCUUAUAUGUAUUCAUUCCUCUUGCAACUUUGUUUUACCUUUUUGAGAAAUAGAAGGCUCUAUUUUAUUUCA
Messenger RNA from Brassica rapa (field mustard), 688 nucleotides. RefSeq lists its product as uncharacterized. Lineage: Eukaryota; Viridiplantae; Streptophyta; Magnoliopsida; Brassicales; Brassicaceae. Gene Ontology annotation, biological process: intracellular protein transport; endoplasmic reticulum to Golgi vesicle-mediated transport. The record is from RefSeq and is a predicted model, not a curated record. Gene Ontology annotation, cellular component: endoplasmic reticulum membrane; endoplasmic reticulum.